Mastomys coucha (southern multimammate mouse) is the source of this 3106-nucleotide messenger RNA. RefSeq names its product mutL homolog 1 (gene Mlh1). The transcript has 19 exons. Bases 561 to 2843 code for a protein of 760 amino acids. The record is from RefSeq and is a predicted model, not a curated record. Gene Ontology annotation, molecular function: ATP hydrolysis activity; ATP binding; mismatched DNA binding. Gene Ontology annotation, biological process: mismatch repair. Gene Ontology annotation, cellular component: MutLalpha complex. Lineage: Eukaryota; Metazoa; Chordata; Mammalia; Rodentia; Muridae.
CACACCAGGCACAGGGCCCCGUCACCUUCCGCAGGCUCCACCACCAGGUAACGCUGGGUCCACUCGGGACGGAACACCAGAGCCUCGUCGACUUCCAUCCUAAUCCUCUUGGGCGUCAUCCACAUUCUGCGGAGGCCACCGGAGAACGCCGAGCUCUGAGGCCGCAGCAAACGGGGAGGAGCCCGACGAACGCCAAGCACCCCCUGGGUUCUGCGCCAGAUCACCCGAGCAGGGGUGCGCCAGCCUCCGCCAGGGCACCUCCGUUCCUAUUGGCUGGAGAUUUCGUAUUCCCUCAACUCUUCACAAACGAGCCAAUAGGAAGAGCGGACUGUGAACUUUGACGCGCAAGCGCGUUGCCUUCUAGCCCGGUGGAUCUCCGCUGUUUAGGGCGGGACAGAGGUCCCAGGAAGUGACGUAAAGGCGCUUGAUUGGCAUUCGUUCUGCCCAAUCAGCACUUGCCGCUGGGAAGGCGGCGCAGGACAGCGGUCGGCCGAAGCUAAAGGAAGAACUUGAGCGAGAGGAGCCCGAGUGAUUGGCUGGCGGUGAACUCGGGCGCCAAUAUGGCGUUUGUAGCGGGAAUUAUUCGGCGUCUGGAUGAGACCGUAGUGAAUCGCAUAGCGGCGGGGGAAGUCAUUCAGCGGCCGGCCAAUGCUAUCAAGGAGAUGAUUGAAAACUGUUUAGAUGCAAAAUCUACAAAUAUUCAAGUGAUUGUUAAAGAAGGAGGCCUGAAACUAAUUCAGAUCCAAGACAAUGGCACUGGAAUCAGGAAGGAAGAUCUGGAUAUUGUGUGUGAGAGGUUCACUACAAGUAAACUGCAGACGUUUGAAGAUUUAGCCAGUAUUUCUACUUACGGCUUUCGUGGAGAGGCUUUGGCAAGCAUAAGCCAUGUGGCCCAUGUCACUAUUACAACCAAAACAGCGGAUGGAAAAUGUGCAUACAGAGCAAGUUACUCAGAUGGAAAGCUGCAAGCCCCUCCUAAGCCGUGUGCAGGCAACCAGGGUACCCUGAUCACGGUGGAAGACCUUUUUUACAACAUAAUCACAAGGAGGAAAGCUUUAAAAAAUCCCAGUGAAGAGUAUGGGAAAAUUCUGGAAGUUGUUGGCAGGUAUUCAAUACACAACUCAGGCAUUAGCUUCUCUGUUAAAAAACAAGGCGAGACAGUAUCUGAUGUCAGAACACUACCCAAUGCCACAACUGUGGACAACAUCCGCUCCAUCUUUGGAAAUGCUGUUAGUCGAGAGCUGAUAGAAGUUGGGUGUGAGGAUAAAACCCUAGCUUUCAAAAUGAAUGGCUACAUAUCGAAUGCAAACUACUCAGUGAAGAAGUGCAUUUUCCUACUCUUCAUCAACCACCGUCUGGUAGAAUCAGCUGCCUUGAGAAAAGCCAUAGAAACUGUAUAUGCAGCAUAUUUGCCUAAAAACACACACCCAUUCCUGUACCUCAGUUUGGAAAUCAGUCCUCAGAACGUGGAUGUCAAUGUCCACCCCACCAAGCAUGAAGUUCACUUUCUUCAUGAGGAGAGUAUUCUCGAGCGUGUGCAGCAGCACAUUGAGAGCAAGCUGUUGGGCUCCAAUUCGUCCAGGAUGUAUUUCACCCAGACCUUGCUUCCUGGACUUGCUGGGCCCUCUGGGGAGGCAGUUAAACCCACGACAGGUGUGGUUACCUCAUCUACUAGUGGAAGUGGUGGCGACAAGGUGUACGCUUACCAGAUGGUCCGUACAGACUCCCGGGACCAGAAGCUUGAUGCCUUUCUGCAGCCUGUAAGCAGGCCUCUGCCCAGCCAGCCCCAGGACCCUGUCCAAGGGGACAGGGCAGAGAGCUGUCCUGAAGAAGCCAGGCAGAAGGACGAGGAGAUGUUUGAGCUCCCAGCCCCCACUGAAGAAGCAGCUGAGAGUGAGAAUUUGGAGAAGGAAUCAGUAAUAGGGACUUCAGAAGCGGCACAGAAGGCGGCAACCAUUUCCAGUCCAGGCAGCUCCAGAAAGAGACAUCGGGAGGACUCUGAUGUGGAAAUGGUGGAAAAUGAUUCUGGGAGAGAAAUGACAGCUGCUUGCUACCCCCGGAGGAGGAUCAUUAACCUCACCAGUGUUUUGAGUCUCCAGGAAGAAAUUAAUGAGCGGGGCCAUGAGACUCUUCGGGAGAUGCUCCGUAACCAUUCCUUUGUGGGCUGUGUGAAUCCGCAGUGGGCCUUGGCCCAGCACCACACCAAGCUAUACCUCCUCAACACUACCAAGCUCAGUGAAGAGCUGUUCUACCAGAUACUCAUUUAUGAUUUUGCCAACUUUGGUGUUCUGAGGUUAUCGGAACCAGCCCCACUCUUUGACCUCGCCAUGCUGGCCUUAGACAGUCCUGAAAGUGGCUGGACAGAGGAAGACGGCCCAAAGGAAGGGCUUGCAGAGUACAUUGUUGAGUUUCUGAAGAGGAAAGCCGAAAUGCUUGCAGACUAUUUCUCUGUGGAAAUCGACGAGCAGGAAGGGAACCUGAUUGGAUUACCUCUUCUGAUUGAUAGCUAUGUGCCACCUUUGGAGGGACUGCCUAUCUUCAUUCUUCGCCUGGCCACUGAGGUGAACUGGGAUGAAGAAAAGGAGUGUUUUGAAAGUCUCAGUAAAGAGUGCGCUAUGUUUUACUCCAUUCGGAAGCAGUAUAUACUGGAGGAGUCGACCCUCUCAGGCCAGCAGAGUGACAUGCCUGGCUCUACUUCAAAGCCCUGGAAGUGGACUGUGGAACACAUUAUCUAUAAGGCCUUCCGCUCACACCUUCUACCUCCGAGGCAUUUCACAGAAGAUGGCAAUAUCCUGCAGCUUGCCAACCUGCCAGAUUUGUACAAAGUCUUUGAGAGGUGUUAAAUACAAUCAUAGCCACCGCAGAGACUGCGUGACAUCCAGGGUAUAGCCACCGCAGAGACUGCGUGACAUCCGGGGUGAGGCGUAUUGUACUGAUCUGGAAGCCACAGCACAGGACCCUUGGUUUCCAGGCUCCAAGGUUUCCAGUGCUCACUGUUCUUGCUCUGUUAUCCCAGUAUUGGUGCUACAACUUAAUGUCCUUCACCUGUGGAUUGGCUGCAAAUAAACUCACGUGCGUUGUGUGAUCUUUAUAUAACUGCACAUUG